GGGAAAGGGCCGUUACUUGUCAGGAAGGGUUAGCAAGAACAGAGGCUGCUUUUUCUCGUCUCAAGCUACCAGCCAUCAACACAUUCCGUGGAUUAAAGUCGACAUUUCUUUCCCUUUGGAUACUGAAUAUUAUUAUUGGGAAGUUUCGGAAUAAAGAAGCCGAGGCACGAUACUUAUAAAUCUAUCUAGAGAGGAGCUACAACUUGGUGGGAGCGUCUAAUGUACAGAACGAAACUGAAGCAACUUGCCAGCUGUCUGGCCAAGCUUCGAGUGUCUGAAUGCCAACUCUGUGGGUGAUGGAGUUGAGCAGGCAACUCUGUGGGAAGAUGAGGAGAUCCAGUAAGAGGGUCCAACUGUCCUCUUCUCCUUCUUCCAUUCGGGGCUUGGAAAUCCACUUUUACACAGAGGAGGUGCAACCGAUAGAGUACUUCAAAGGCUGCUUCACCGCAUUGGAGCUCGGUGUGGAGGCUGCAAAGAAAUGCUCAAUCUCUCCCUUGUGCCAUAACCUAUAUGCCCUUUACGAUGAGACAACUUGCACAUGGUACCCCCCCACCUUUGAGUUCAACAUCACAGAUGAAACCAGUGUCAAGUUGCACUAUCGCAUGAGGUUUUAUUUCAGAAACUGGCAUGGCACCACUGAAGGAGAGUCUCCAGUGUGGAGGCACUGCAUCAGUAAACUCAAAGGAGGACUCAGCCCCAAGAAAACUCCAGAAGGAACUCCCUUACUGGACGGGGCCUCUCUCGACUACCUGUUUUCCCAGGGCCAGCAUGACUUUGUGAAAGGCGUGGUUCCACUGAGGAUCUCUCACUCAGAGGCAGACCAACACGAGAUAGAAAAUGAAUGUUUGGGCAUGGCUGUGCUUGCCAUCACCUACUACAACAUGAACAUGACCACAGAUAUGUCCUCGCCCACGGCUUCCCAUGAAAUCAGCUACAAACGUUUCAUCCCGGAGUCGCUGAACCUCAACAUUAAGCGGCGCAACUUCCUGACACGCAUCCGCAUCAACAACGUCUUUAAGAAAUUCCUCAAUGAAUUCAACCAGCGCACAAUGAAGGACAGCAACAUCACGCCGUACGACCUGAAGAUCAAGUACCUGGCCACGCUGGAGGGUCUGACCAGCGGGCUGGGCAGCGAGCUGCAGGAGCCCCUGUCCCUCAGUGUGACCCAGGAGGGAGAUCUCCUCAAUGGAGGGUACAAUGGGUACUACCACCAGAGCCAAGUGCAGAGCCUGAGCCAGAACAAGGAGAAGAGCCACGACAUGCAGGUCCUGGUUUCUGGAACCACUGGCAUUUCCUGGAGGAAGAAGCCUGCUACAACACCUCUGAUCGUCAAAGAAAAGGGCAAGUCGAAGAAGAACAAGUUGGAUGAAAAUCUGAAAAAUGACGACUGGGUGGUGUUCUGUGACUUCCAUGAGAUCACACACACUGUGAUCAGAGAGGCCAUGGUCACCAUCUACAGACAGGACAACAAGAAGAUGGAGCUGCACAUGCCCUCUAGGGUGGAAGCUCUGUCCUUUGCGGCCCUAGUUGAUGGGUACUUCCGGCUGACAGUGGAUGCCCAUCACUUCCUGUGCAAGGAGGUGGCCCCUGCUUCAGUGGUGCACAACAUCAACAACGGCUGCCAUGGACCCAUCUGCACGGAGUACGCCAUCCAAAAGCUCCGUCAGGAGGGCAACGAGGAGGGCACCUACGUCCUACGCUGGAGCUGCACCGACUACCAGUACAUCAUCAUCACUGUGGUCUGCACUGAGAUCGACCUGAAGGAGUCUCGUACUGUGCGUCAGUAUAAGAACUUCCAGAUUGAGGUGGCCCCCACUGGGUUCCGCUUGUACGGCACUGAGACGGUCCGGGCCACUCUGUUCGAGCUGCUGGAGCACCUGGAGGGCCAAAGCCUUCGCACAGACCAUCUCCAGUUCCAGCUGCAGCGCUGUUGCCCUCCACAGCCUAGAGAGAUUUCUAACCUGCUGGUGGUAACCAAAGAAAGAGAACCGCUGCUUCUGACUCCCAUGCAGGGGAGUCAGGUCAGCUUCCAUCGCAUUCUCAAGGAGGAAAUCAAACAGGAGGAGCACCUUGGCCCGGGCACAAGAACCAACAUCUACUCAGGCUCACUGAUGGUGAAAAGUAUAGAGGACGAUGAGGAGAAUGGAGGGAACUCAUCCUCCCAGCAGGUGAAGGUGGUCCUGAAGGUGCUGGGUUCUGGACACAGGGACAUCUCACUGGCCUUCUUCGAAACAGCCAGCAUGAUGCGACAAGUGUCCCACAAACACAUAGUACUGCUUUAUGGAGUGUGUGUCCGCAACCAGGAGAAUAUCAUGGUUGAGGAGUUUGUGCAGCUAGGACCCCUGGACUUGUUUAUGAGGAGACAGCAGACGCCCCUCAGCACACCGUGGAAGUUCCAGGUGGCCAUGCAGCUGGCCUCAGCUCUCAGCUACUUGGAGGACAAAAAGCUGGUCCAUGGCUUUGUGUGUGCUAAAAACAUCCUGCUGGCCAGAGACGGGCUGGACGCGGAUGAAGGAGGGCCCUUCAUCAAGCUCAGCGACCCAGGAAUACCAAUUACAGUACUCACCAGAGAGGAGUGUGUGCAUCGCAUUCCAUGGAUCGCUCCUGAGUGUGUGAACAGCAUGUCCUCCCUGAGCGUCCCAGCUGACAAGUGGGGCUUUGGUACCACCCUGUGGGAGAUCUGCUAUGAUGGAGAGGAACCCCUCAAAGACAAGAAACUGACAGAGAAAGAGCGCUUCUAUGCAAUGGAGUGCCAACUGGCCACCCCAGACUGCCAAGAGCUGGCUCACCUGAUGACCGACUGCAUGAACUACGACCCCAAGAAGAGACCUUUCUUCAGGGCUAUCGUCAGAGAAAUAGUCAACCUUCCAGAUAAAUACCCAUCCUUCAAAGCCCAGCCUCAAACAGGGGUGGACCCAACUAUGUUUGAAAAGAGAUUCUUGAGGAAGAUCAGAGAUCUGGGCGAGGGCCACUUUGGCAAAGUGGAGCUGUGUCGCUACGAUCCUCGAGGAGAUAGAACCGGAGAGCUGGUGGCGGUGAAGUCCUUGAAGCCGGAAAACCGGGAGGAGCAGAGCAACAACCUCUCGAGUGAGAUUGACAUCCUGAAAGCACUCUACCAUGAAAACAUUGUCAAAUACAAGGGCAUCUGCCAGGAGGAAGGUGCUCAGGCCAUUAAGCUGAUCAUGGAGUACCUUCCCCUGGGCAGUCUGAAGGAGUAUCUCCCCCGAAACAAAAGCAAGACCAGCCUCGGCACCCUGCUCAGCUACUCUGAACAGAUCUGCAAGGGAAUGGAGUAUCUUGGAUCCCGAAACUACAUCCACCGUGACCUGGCUGCCCGAAACGUGCUGGUGGAGAACGAGAGGACCGUGAAGAUCGGAGAUUUCGGCCUAACCAAAAGCAUCAAGGAAAACGAGGGAUAUUACACCGUCAAAGACGAAAACGACAGCCCUGUUUUCUGGUAUGCUCCAGAGUGUCUGACUCACUGCAAGUUCUACCUGGCGUCAGACGUCUGGUCCUUCGGGGUGACCAUGUACGAACUCAUCACCUACUGCGAAUCCUCCAAGAGCCCGAUGACGCUCUUCCUUGAUAUGAUUGGUCGAACUCAAGGACAGAUGACCAUCAUCCGCCUGGUGAAGGUGUUGGAGGCUGAGCGGAGGCUGCCUCGUCCUGAGUUCUGUCCUGAGCCUGUGUACGAGCUGAUGCGCAAGUGCUGGGAGCACAAGCCGGAGAGGAGAAUCACCUUCGAGCGCCUGGUGGAGGAGCUGAGCAACAUGCAGCAGCAGCUCCAGCCUCAGGACCACAUUUAAACCGCCUCAGGUUUAAGGCUCUGGAAGGGAAGUUAUCUUCUACCUGCAGACCCCAGAUCUGCAUCUGCAUGUGUCGCUUCAUUUGGCUGAAAGACAGUCCUGAAGAAUCAGAGCUUCACACAACCCUUCAACAAUCCUGAAAAAACGUAUUGUCCCAUCUGUCAUUUUACUAUGUUUGUGUUUCUCAUUUUUGUUUUUCUAUUUCGAUGUUUCCUCAUUUUAUUCUGGAUGAAACAAGUACAUAUAUAUGUAGCCUUAGCUCACGCUAAAUGUGCCGUUAUAUCUUACAAAAGGACUUCCAAGUGUAUCUAAGGGAUUGAACUGUCCGCGUCGCCACAAAUGUCAAACUCGCUGCUCCGUAAUGUGCGCCGAAGGCCUUUAUAAUCAUGUGGACUCUUACUGAUGGACUUGGGAGAUGGAGGCCGAGCAGAGUCGUUGUUUGGAUGGAUGGACACAGGCAUUAACACAGACACUGAUGAUGUGUUUUUCAACAUGUCUCAUGGACUCCUGUCGGGAGGAAAUCCCAUGAUUUUUUAUUUUUGUAGUGAGAGACGGAGAGAUCGGAGCGAUCUGUGGCAGAUUGAUGUUAAUGAAGUGCAGACGCAGUCUAAGAACUGGCUUAAAGAGUCAGUAAUGUUUUUUUCACUUUGUUGUUGACAUUAGAUGUUUUUCCUUUUUAGCUAUAAUGCAAAACCCUUCAUUCCUGGGGAGUUUCUGCUUUUAUUAGUUUUAUACUGUCAAGCUAUUAUUAUAAGGAGAUAUCUUACGUUUAAUGACAUUGUUAAAAGCAUCUUUCCUCAUUUUCGCACAUUAGACAAAUGAAUCGAGGAAUUAUUCCACAGAUCACUAGAUAUUCAGUUAGUGGCCGGACACAAACGAGAGCACUUUCUCUGUCAAAGAGCUGUAUCUACUUUUAUUUGACUAAUGUCUCAUCUUCCAUGUGGUUUCUUCAAAUCUGCAGACAUCACAUAUAUUGCACCGAGUUAUAGUUGGAGGUAGUUCAGUUUUUGUUCUCUGUCCUAAAUGUAAUUGAACUCUUUAAGUACCUGGGAGAGACACUUGAGGGCAGUAUCACUUCACUACUGUUUGUGUAGCUUUCAAAACAAUAUAUUAUCAAAUGUCUAUACUAUACAGAAUAUUGCAAAAACAAAAAAGAGCCAUGUUUAGGAUUGUAUAUGCAAGGACUUCAGAUGGUACAGUUUCAAGAGAGAAUAAUUGAUCAUGGAUUAUUCACAUGGCAUUUUAUGUUCAGCAAAAUAUAUAUUUUUCUUUUUGUGACUUUCAUAAUUACCUAUGUGUAAUUUCUAUCCAAUAUGCCAGAAUAUUCAUAAAAAAUGUAUUUUAUCUGCGA
Molecule: messenger RNA, 5157 nt
Organism: Gymnodraco acuticeps
Lineage: Eukaryota; Metazoa; Chordata; Actinopteri; Perciformes; Bathydraconidae
Gene: jak1
Product: Janus kinase 1
Exons: 25
Coding region: 279-3806 (1175 amino acids)
Biological process (GO): cytokine-mediated signaling pathway; tyrosine phosphorylation of STAT protein; hemopoiesis
Cellular component (GO): cytosol; cytoskeleton; membrane
Molecular function (GO): cytokine receptor binding; non-membrane spanning protein tyrosine kinase activity; ATP binding
Source: RefSeq, a predicted model, not a curated record